Molecule: messenger RNA, 1586 nt
Organism: Labrus bergylta (ballan wrasse)
Lineage: Eukaryota; Metazoa; Chordata; Actinopteri; Labriformes; Labridae
Product: putative nuclease HARBI1
Source: RefSeq, a predicted model, not a curated record
AUUGGCAAACAGAAAACGCGACAAAACAAACGUAACUAAUGAGCAAAUUAUAUUAGUUGUUCCGAACUUUCCAACAGUACUUGAACGCAUCGUCCAUUAGUUAGCAGGCUUGCAGCCGGAUUGUUUUGUAGCAUUUUACUAGCAUUGGUAACGGCUGCCUGGCUAAGCAGCAGCUGUUUGAUGAACUUUUUGAAUGCAUAAAUAAUGCACUUCUUUUUUUGAAACAGUCUUAGCGGUUAUAGAUGAACUAAACGCAUGGAAAUGGAUAUUAGUGAGUGUGUGUUAUCUGCAGGUAGAGCCGUGUUGGACAUGGUGGAGCGCGAGUGGCAGCCUCUUUCCCCGGGCGAGCUGGAGCAGCGGCUGGAUCAGGCUGUGGAGGAGAUCUUGGAGGCUGAUCUGAUAGCAAAACUGAAAACUCAACCUCCUCCCAACUUAUACGUCCAGUUACUUCCGAGUCAGGCUGAUGUACAGCCCCAAGUUUUGCAGACGACAGCAUCCAAUUUUCAAGAAAAAGACGAGACCCCGGAAGAUCUGCACACAUCAGACCACUCUGCAGUCCAGUACAUUGCGGACCUGCUUCAGAGCUCCAAAUCCAGAACUCGAAUGGCAGGACGGGCCUGUUUAUCCCUGUCCCAAACCGUCCAGCUGUCCCUCACUCUGCUUUCUGAGCGUGUCAGCUACCGCUCUGUUUCUCACCGCUUCCACCUGGAGAAAGGAAACAUCCACAGGAUCUUCUUUUCUUUCUGUGAGCGCAUCAACAUGCUGGGAGAGAGGCUCAUCAGAUGGCCAGUCGGCACUGAGGCUAUAGAGGCCCUUGUUCCACUUUCCAGUCAAGAGAUGGAGGAGGAGCAAGGAGUACCUCUAAUCCUGGGAGUGUUGGGACACACCAGCAUCCCUAUCCGUCUGCCUAUGGGGAAACAUGAUGUGGACAGCACUGUGCCUAAAGUAAAACGGAUGAAAACCGAGGCGUAUGCCGACUCCUGGCUCAACCUUCAGCUGGUAUGUGACAUCAAUGGCCGGUUCUUACACUGCAGAAUCAGCAAAGGGUCAGACGUGGACAGAGGCAGCGCUCUGAGAGACAAACUCAAAGACCAUCCUGAAAUGAUGCCCUCUGGUUCCUGCCUCGUGGCCCAAGCCGGUUACCCGCUCUCUGCUCAGAUUUUGACUCCAUACUCAGGAAGCCUCGGACCGAGAGAGGAGCUCUUUAACAAAACGCUGGAGGGACAUUUUCAAAUACUGGAUCAGGCGGUUGCCAACCUUAAAGCCAGAUUUCAAAGGCUCCAAUAUCUUGAUAUCGGGAACUAUGAUCGAGCCAGAGUUGUUGUGCUGACUGCCUGUGUGCUGCAUAACGUGUUUCAGGACAUGGGACAGGUGGUACAAGGAGAUGUUGAGAAGGAGGAAGCUGCAUUCAGCGAGGUGGAGGGGGAGGUAGAUGAAGAGGGUGUACAGAGACGUGACACCAUCUCACAAUUGUUGUUCAAGAACUUUGACUCUGGAAGCAGAUGAUGUGAUAAGAUCUGUCGAAAAUGUUCUGUUUAUGGAUGUUAGCGUAAAGUUCUGUAGAAUAAAAGAUCGUUUUAACAGAA